This is a messenger RNA of Armigeres subalbatus, 2371 nucleotides long. RefSeq lists its product as uncharacterized. Lineage: Eukaryota; Metazoa; Arthropoda; Insecta; Diptera; Culicidae. Bases 157 to 1935 code for a protein of 592 amino acids. The transcript has 4 exons. The record is from RefSeq and is a predicted model, not a curated record.
AUUUAUCAAAAAAGCAAAAAGCAGUCGUGUUUUUGGUAGUGAAAGAUGGAGGCACGUUUCUAAUUUUUUCGUUAUUUUAAAAUUAUUUUAUGCAGUUUUGUGGACACUUGUGGAACAGUUUAAUUUAAAAUAUAAAGUGAUCCGUUUUUAUUUACAAUGAGUUCCCCUGCUAUUUCUCAUUACUUGCGACAAAAUGGAUAUUCCACGACCGUUUCCAUUGAACAGCGGAUCAAGGAGAGCAAACUGCAGGGAAAAAGCCCGAUGAUUAUCAUCGAUCUGAUGUAUUACGACCAGCUCGAGGGAUACCUGAUGCGAACCAGUACCGAGGUGAAGAUGAGUGACCUGUGCGGCAUUUCUCGUAUGCGGUUGCAGAAGUUGGAACGCUUUGUGGCGAACAUGAAAAGCUGGGGCGGGGAGCUGAUCUUCAUAACCAAUGGACCGUACUUCGACACCAGCGGGCAGAUUAUUCCGGACGAAGACGACUCGAAGGGUAGCAGCAAGGACUGGCGUUAUGAGCUGCAGUGCGCGAUUAUUGAUUACAUGAACAACGACCACUACAGCAAGGCCGCCGAAGACGCUCGUUUCAUUCCGAUCGAACGCAUCUGGACAGAGUCGGUGACGAAAAUUGCACGACGGUAUGGGCGAAUUCUGUGUGCCUGGGACAACACUCGGCAUCAGGAGAUUGUGAAGUUCGCUUCCGUUAACGAUGCCCUCGCUAUCAUAUCGAAGAACUUUGCCGUGCUGAUGUACAGUGGAUUAUCCUUUCCACGGUACAAGUUGUGGUCAUUGGUAAACUGCUCGGAAGAAUCUAUGACAACGGAUGAGUUUGAUCCAUUGGCCAUCAGACGAUCAUUGCGUUUUUCCACCAAACAGAUGAGACUGCUGGCAGCUCUCUCGGAUCGGUACUAUGCCACUCCGACGUUCCUCAAUUUUGCAGAACGAAUGAAAUUCAAUCAACACUUCCGGAAUGCUUUUUCAAACCUUGUAUGUUACAUUAGAAAAACGGCUGGCAACUUGCAGGAGCUGGACUACCUCAAAAUUGCGCGGGAUCUUUUCGGAGAAGAGAAAUACAUAGAGAAGUUCGAAGAGUUUAAGACGGUUUGCGAGAGUUAUGACAUCAAUAAGAUCACACUGUCGACGGAGCAAAACAACGAUUCCGUCAACGUCCAGUUGAAGAAACAGGACUCAUUCAACUACGACAUCUAUCAUGGGAUUAAAUUUACAUUUUCUAUUACUUUUGUUGACUACCGGUAUUGGGCACAGCAUGAAGUUGAUAUCUACGAGGUCUGCAUGGGUCUUUACAGGCGCAUUAGCGGUGUAAUUCUGCAGCACAAGAAGGAUCCCACUCUGAUGCGGUAUGUAAAUAUCAAACGGAAUCAUGACGAUCCAUACAGCACCGUUGAGUUGGAACCGGAAUACCCGGAAGGCAUUUACGUCCCUUCUUUGGAAUCUAUCUUCUCGAAUGCGGAUGAACCGUCAAAAAUAGUGCCGGACUUCAACAUUCGCUUGUUGGAAUUCAUAACAGGGAUGAACCUUGAUCGGUCGGCUUUGGAGUUCUUCUGGACGACUGACCAGCGUUCGCAGCUGCAGGACAGUCUCACAUUACGCUACAUGGUGAAGAUUAACAUGAUGGACACUUUUGAGGCGGAUAUAUUCCAGCUGGGGAUCCAGCGUUGUCGACGAGAAGCCCCACAGCCACAUCCACUGCCAGAUAAUAUAAAUCUACGGGCUUUUCAUCUGUACUUUACGUACAUCAAAAUGCGAGCCUUGAUGAAACACAGUUUCUAUGGUGCUGGACUGGAUGAUACGUUCAUGGACGAGUGCUACCUUGAUGGUGUCCUCUUUCAAAAUAUGUUCCAAAAGUGGCAUAAAACGGGCAUAACGGAUGAAUUCCGUGAAGCAGUGGCUCCCUUCAAACAUUUCCGAUUGCAUUGAUUUGCCUCGCGCGUGGUGUGAAUCGAUUUGUGUAGAAUCGGUCUGAAAUAAUUCUUGAUUUUACAUUAUAUUUAAACAUAAAAUUACUAGGUUUUCGGAUCGUAUAUACGCAUUUAUCGUAAGUUCCUAUGAAUGUUUUUAAAAACAUUUUUCUAUUUGAAGAAAAUCUAGAAAAUAAUAAGUCGUUUAUUAGAAUAUGUUAAAUACUUACUAUGUAUUGCUCGAAUUUCGUUAUUGUUAAAAUAUUGCUAUAGCAUCCUUCGAUGUGUUCGAUUUAUCAAUAUGUAUAAGAUCAGGAAGUUGUUGUAAUUUUAAUGUAUUAAUAGGUUUUAGAAAGCGAGCAUUUCGGAUUCCGAAUACCAUGACCAAUAUAUUUCGAUUUAGUCACGACUGAAGACACAAUAAAUAAUAAUUGGUAAUAUUUGUUUGUUCGUAA